This is a messenger RNA of Clunio marinus, 189 nucleotides long. The record is from the annotation of a GenBank genome assembly. NCBI's taxonomy places the organism in Eukaryota, Metazoa, Arthropoda, Insecta, Diptera, Chironomidae.
AUGGUUUCUCUUAGCAGCAGUGUCAACGAGACAACAAAUUGUCAUUUAUCUGAUGAGUUAUUGCGCACGAUGAUCAUCAUUAUCACUUCGGUGUCUUCGUUUCAUCAAAACGAGAGAAUCAAAAUUUAUGUUUUCAACUUGAAGUUAAGUCAUGGAAGUGUUUAUAGAAUUUCAUGGGCAAUCGUUUAA